AUAUGCAGUGGAUACGCGGUGGAAAUACUGGAUGCGUGGCAAUUGAGUUCACCUGACAAGGCCUCGGCCGACGAUCACGUGGAUUACUGGUGAGGAGGGGUUGGACAGACCCCUCAGAGGAGAAAAUAAUAACAACUUACCGUCUUAGUUGCUGGGAGCUCACUCACCGGGCAUCCCCCCCUCUGGAUCUACGACCGGAAAAAAUUAGAAACAAUAUGUGAACUCCCGGCGCCGCAAUGCAAAGCUCGCCCCUACGACCCUUGUCUGAAAGACAUAUUCCAUUGCGAUAAUUAUAUAUGACCGGGAGUGCUUACGAGCAUCGGGGCUGUGCUCGGGCAUGCUGGAUACCCUCUCUCGGAGAGACCGAUGUGAUACUGGGCAUUUUAUUGGGAUCGAUGAGAAGAGGGUCGCAGGAGCCACACCCCCAUCUUUGGGGAUACCAACCGUGCUCAUCCCUCUGACCCGGUUCAUGUGGGUUUAUUGCCAGGAACCCACACCUUGCUACCAAUACGGUCUCGGCCCGAUCAACGCCUGCCCACUUGGAUCCUUAGAGACACACAGGUUCCCGCGGCAAUUGACAGUAACUAGUAGUCACUACAACGAUUCGGGGGAAGCUUCGAUCAUGUUCUAUGGCUCAGUGAGUUGCCCCGGCCUCUUCGUGGGUCCAGGGAAGGCGCUGGGGUUGUGGAGUGUCCCCCGGUACUUUGAAGUUUGCCAUCAGCCCAAUCCAAGAAUAUUCCCGUCUGUCGUCCGUGGCUCUCCCCUUAUUUUCCGAGUUUUGGCUCGGGAUUGAAGUCAAGUAUGGUAGGAAUUUACUGCCAGCGAUGUAUAUCUUUUGUCCAUGGUCAGCCGCUGACAUUUUUUAGGGUUUUUCUCUGGGUGGAUCUCAGAGUUUUUCUUUUUGUUCCAUUGACAAAAGUGAGCUUCGUACAUGAAAACCUUAAGCACGAUUAGUUUAAUGUGAUACGGCGACCGAUAGCGGCGAAACAACCAAAAAAAGAAAAAAGGAAUGCUUAUCUAAUUGGAUUGUACUUUUUAAUUUUUCCAGGUGGCAGAAAAAAAAAAGAAAAAAGAAAA
This is a messenger RNA of Aspergillus caelatus, 1077 nucleotides long. RefSeq lists its product as uncharacterized. The record is from RefSeq and is a predicted model, not a curated record. The coding region runs from base 338 to 793 and encodes 151 amino acids. The transcript is spliced from 2 exons. Lineage: Eukaryota; Fungi; Ascomycota; Eurotiomycetes; Eurotiales; Aspergillaceae.